GUUUAUUUCCGAUGGUUAACACGAUAGGUUGGACCGCCUCCAAGUGGGUUAAAUUCCACCAGGACACCACGCCUGAGGACUCUUUCCAGGUUCUGCUGGACCUGGUGCAGUCGCUCAAGACGUAUCCUGAAGAGCCUGCCUGGAUCUCUGUUGCUUCUGAGGAAAAUCUCAAGCACCAAUGGAGAAUUCUCCAAUCCAAGUCAAACAAAAAACAGCUCCGGCUCUACGGCGUGCCUGUUGCGGUCAAGGACAACAUUGACGUGAAGGGUUUCGCUACUACGGCAGCCUGUCCUUCUUUCAGCUACGAGCCUGAGCAGGAUGCAACUAUAGUGUCGCUUCUCAAAGACCAAGGAGCCAUAAUUGUGGGAAAGACCAAUCUUGAUCAGUUUGCAACAGGCCUUGUGGGCACACGGUCUCCGUACGGCAUAACAAAAAACUCUUUCAAUAACAAAUACGUUUCCGGUGGUUCGUCUGCUGGUUCCGCGGUGGUUGUUGCCAGAGGAAUAGUGCCCAUUUCGCUUGGCACUGAUACGGCCGGCUCGGGAAGAGUGCCUGCCGCUUUGAACAACCUGAUUGGCCUCAAGCCUACGAAGGGCGUUUUUUCCACUGCUGGUGUCGUGCCUGCCUGUAAAUCUUUGGACUGUCCGUCUGUUUUUGCUACAAACCUUGCCGAUGCACAGCUGUGCUUUGACAUCAUGGCAAAGGCCGACUUUUCGAAUUGCGAGUACUCUAGGGCCCUUCCAGCCAACCCAAGAAGACACUAUCCUGCAAAGCCGAAAGUAGCCGUGCCCAUUGAUUUCACAGGCCUCUGGUACGGCGACUCUGAAAACCCAAAAAUCUACAACAAGGCUGUCGAGACGUUCAAACAGAUGGGAGCCGAAAUUGUUCCUUGCGACUUUGCACCACUGCUGGAUCUUGCCAAGUGCCUUUACGAAGGUCCAUGGGUGGCAGAGAGAUGGGCUGCCACCAAAGAAUUUUUUGAGUCGAAUCCGCCGGAGAAAGAUCUAGACUCGACCGUUGCCAAGAUUAUCAGGGGCGGAAAAGCCCCUGACGCAGCUACCGCGUUCAGCUACGAGUACAAAAGACAGGGCAUCCUGAAACGCGUCCAUCAGAGUUUCAAGGACAUAGACGUCAUGUUGGUGCCUACAUGUCCACUGAACCCCACUAUUGAGGAAGUCCAGAAAGAACCUAUCUUGGUCAACUCCAGACAGGGAACGUGGACCAACUUUGUGAACUUGGCCGACUUAUCUGCACUGGCCGUUCCUGUUGGGUUCAGGGCCGACGGCUUGCCAAACGGCGUCACACUGCUGGGUCAGGCGUUUGAGGAUUACGCUCUGUUGGAUCUCGCAAGCAGGUUUUUCAAGACGCUGUAUCCGAACGGCAGAUUUUUGGGAGCCUUGAGAAACGUGGAUGUCGGACUUGCCGACGAGCUCGACCACACGCUUCCUGCUCCUAACCCAAGGAGCACCGUCAAGCUGGCAGUUGUGGGGGCCCAUCUCCAGGGACUACCUCUCCACUGGCAGCUGGAGAAGGUGCAAGCUGCAUUUGUUGAAAAGACCACAACUUCCAAAAAUUACAAGCUGUACGCGCUACCAUUGAGCGGUCCUAUUGCAAAGCCGGGCCUGCGCAGAGUGAGCUACGACGAACAGGGUUCUGAGAUUGAAAUUGAGAUAUAUGCCAUUCCGACAGAAAACUUUGGCGAGUUUAUCUCGAUGGUUCCUGAGCCCCUGGGAAUUGGCUCUGUUGAGACCAAGUCAGGCGAGGUGGUGAAAUCUUUCAUAUGCGAGGAGAUCGGGUACUCUCAGAAAGGAGCCGAGGAUAUCACUGCGCUCGGUGGUUGGAGAAAUUAUCUGAAGCAAAAAGAAGUCUUAAAGAAGAAGAAACCCUUUGAGACGGUUUUGGUGGCUAACAGAGGAGAAAUCGCUGUGAGAAUCAUCAAAACGCUUAAAAAGCUCGGCAUCAGGUCGGUCGCCGUCUACUCUGACCCAGACAAGUACGCCCAGCACAGCCUGAUUGCGGACGUUGCAAUUCCGUUGCACGGUGUUUCUGCUGCCGAGACGUACAUAAACAUCGACAAGAUCGUCAAGGCGUGUAAGGAUUCCGGAGCACAGGCCGUUGUACCUGGCUACGGAUUUUUGUCCGAGAACGCAGACUUUUCAGACCGACUGGCCGCCGAGGGCAUUGUUUUUGUUGGUCCAUCCGGGGAUGCUAUUAGAAAAUUGGGUCUCAAGCAUUCUGCCAGAGAAAUUGCCGAGAAAGCUGGCGUUCCAUUGGUUCCUGGGUCCGGACUCGUGGCUACUGCUGCGGAGGCCAAGGAGAUAGCCGCAAAGCUGGAGUAUCCUGUCAUGGUGAAGUCCACUGCGGGCGGUGGUGGUAUCGGAUUGCAGAAGGUGGACUCGCCAGACGACAUCGAGCGCGUUUUCCAGACGGUGCAGCACCAAGGCAAAGCGUACUUUGGAGACGCAGGCGUGUUCCUGGAACGGUUUGUCGAGAACGCGCGUCACGUGGAGAUCCAGAUGUUUGGAGACGGUUACGGCAAGGCCAUUGCUCUGGGCGAGAGAGACUGCUCGCUGCAGAGAAGAAACCAGAAGAUUAUCGAGGAGACCCCUGCUCCCAACCUUCCAGACUCUACAAGAGCCAAGAUGAGAAAGGCAGCCGAGCAGCUGGGAGCCUCAAUGAACUACAAGUGCGCUGGUACGGUGGAAUUCAUCUACGACGAGAAAAGAGACGAGUUCUACUUCCUUGAGGUGAACGCACGGUUGCAGGUCGAACACCCGAUCACGGAGCAGGUCACCGGGCUGGAUCUUGUGGAGUGGAUGCUCUACAUUGCGGCCGACAUGGCCCCCGACUUCAGCCAGCCGAUCAAAUGCAACGGUGCAUCGAUGGAAGCCAGACUGUACGCCGAAAACCCGGUCAAGGACUUCAUGCCUUCGCCAGGCCAGCUCACGGAAGUCAAGUUCCCAUCCUGGGCAAGAGUCGACACAUGGGUCAAGACAGGAACCGUGGUUUCUGCCGAGUACGACCCGACGCUGGCCAAAAUCAUUGUCCAUGGCACGGACAGAGCAGACGCACUUAAAAAACUGAGACAGGCCCUUGACGAGACGGUGGUGUACGGGUGUAUCACCAACAUCGACUAUCUGCGUUCGAUCGCCAACUCGGACAUGUUUGAGCAGGCCAGGGUCGCCACAAAGGUUCUGGACUCGUUUGAGUACAAGGCCAACGCGUUUGAGAUCACGUCUCCGGGCGCCUACACCACGGUGCAGGACUACCCUGGCAGAACUGGCUACUGGCGAAUUGGUGUGCCUCCAUCGGGCCCUAUGGACGCGUAUUCGUUCAGACUCGCAAACCGGAUCGUUGGCAAUCACCACAGAGCGCCCGCUAUUGAAAUCACCCUCACUGGGCCGUCCAUCCUGUUCCACCACGAGGCUGUGAUCGGCGUCACUGGAGGAGACGUUCCUUUGACCCUCAACGGGCAGCCAGUGGCUAUGUACCAGCCGCUGACUGUCAAGAGAGGCGACAAACUGGUGAUUGGCAAACUCACGUCUGGCUGCAGAAGCUACUUGGCCAUCAGGGGCGGAAUCGACGUCACCGAGUACCUUGGCUCGAGAUCAACCUUUGCCCUGGGUAAUCUUGGAGGCUACAACGGCAGAGUGCUCAAGCUCGGAGACGUGCUAUUCCUAGGCCAGCCCAACCUGGCCGCUUGCACGCUGCCUGCUCCCGUGUCCGCUCCGCAGCCCGUUCCUAAGUCGCUGGCUCCGCCAAUAGCUGCCAAGGAAUGGCGCGUUGCUGUCACGUGCGGCCCGCACGGGUCGCCAGACUUCUUCCUGCAGGAAUCUGUCCUUGACUUUUUUGCCAACCCUUGGAAAGUGCAUUACAACUCCAAUCGGUUCGGAGUGAGACUGAUUGGCCCUAAGCCGAAAUGGGCCAGAGAGGAUGGCGGAGAGGGUGGCUUGCACCCGUCGAAUGCACACGACUACGUGUACUCGCUGGGAGCUAUCAAUUUCACCGGAGACGAGCCGGUCAUUUUGACCUGCGACGGCCCUUCGCUCGGAGGAUUUGUGUGUCAGGCUGUUGUUGCGCAGGCCGAGAUGUGGAAGAUUGGCCAGGUCAAGCCGGGCGAUCUGAUCACGUUCUACCCGGUUUCGUUCGAUGAUGCUCUCAAAUUGAAGGUGGACCAGGACAGGGCCAUCGAGACGUUGCAGGGCACCAUGCCUGCCAUUGAGUACGGUCUCCUUACUCCCCAGGACCCUGUCCUGGCCAGAUACCAGCCUGGAGGCUCGUCUACGGCCCCCGUCGUCACGUACAGACAGGCCGGCGACCGCUACGUGCUUGUGGAGUACGGCGAGAACGUGAUGAAUUUGAACUUGUCGUAUAGAGUGCACAAGCUGAUUGAGAUGGUGAACACACAUGAAACCGUUGGAAUUGUGGAAAUGUCGCAAGGCGUGCGGUCUGUGCUGGUCGAGUUCGACGGAACCAAGAUCCAUCAGAGCGACUUGGUCGAGACGCUUAUUGCGUACGAGAGAGAGGUGGCGUUCACCAACAAGUGGACGGUGAAGUCACGUGUUGUGCGACUGCCUAUGGCGUUCGAGGACAAGAAGACGCUGGACGCCGUGAAGAGGUACUCCGAGACAAUUAGAUCCAGCGCGCCAUGGCUGCCCAACAACGUCGACUUCAUUGCGCAGAUCAACGGCAUCGAGAGGUCUGCCGUCAAGGACAUGCUGUACACGGCGCGGUUCCUGGUCCUUGGACUGGGAGACGUGUUUCUGGGUGCUCCGUGCGCCGUGCCGCUGGACCCUCGUCACCGGUUCCUCGGCACCAAGUACAAUCCGUCCAGAACGUUCACGCCCAACGGCACCGUUGGCAUUGGAGGCAUGUACAUGUGCAUCUACACCAUGGAGUCGCCUGGUGGCUACCAACUGGUGGGAAGAACAAUUCCUAUCUGGGAUAAGCUGUCCUUGGGAGCACACACUGCUGCUCACAACGAGGGUCAUCCUUGGUUGCUGACUCCGUUCGACCAGGUGGAAUUUUUCCCUGUGACGGAGGAAGAACUCGAUCAGAUGGCCGAGGACUCGAAGCAUGGCUACUACAAGGUCGAGAUGCUGGAGUCUGUGUUUGACCAUGGAAAGUACCUGUCCUGGAUCCAGGAGAAUUCCGAGUCGAUCGAGGAGUUCCAGAAAAAACAGGGCGGCGAGAAGCUCGAGGAGUUCAAGAGACUGAUCCAGGUCUCGAACGCAGAGCUGCAAAAGUCCGGCUCUGCCGCCGCGGAGAAGGAAGAAAGCUAUCCGGAAGAUGCCGAGAUGGUGUAUUCGGAGUAUUCUGGACGGUUCUGGAAGCCGCUGGUCGAGGUCGGCGAGGAGGUGAAGGAUGGUCAGGGCCUGGUCGUUGUCGAGGCCAUGAAGACGGAAAUGCUGGUGAGUUCGCCGAGGGCAGGAAAAGUGAUCAAAAUUCUACACACCAACGGAGACAUGGUUGAGGCGGGCGACCUUGUGGCGGUGAUCCAGUGAAAGUAAUCAAAUUUGCAACUCUUCUAUUCAAUCCACUCUCUCGUAAAAUAACAUGUACACAGCCCGAGAGUCGUCCAUAACGUCGGACAGCGAACACUCGGUAAUCUUGGAGUCGUUGAUGCGCCAGAAUGGGGUUUUCACCGAGCUCGCCAGCUUCUUGUCGCGUGCUAUUACAGGCUGCGCGUUCUCAAACACCGACGGCGACCUUGGUCUGCUGGCUCCCACCAACGACGACACCCUCGAGCGCAGUCUCGACAUUGAACUCUGUCUCUUCAUGUCUGUGGCGGCGGUACCCUCGUUCUCCUUGGCCUCGUUUUCCACGCCCUCUAGCUUUGGAAACUUCUGGUAGUACUCGCCUGUCACGGCGUUUUUGUAAAACACAGGUUUUCGCCGGUAGCACUCGUAGUGCCCGAGCGAAUGAGAACCUUGGUGCCGCACCACAGCAUUCAACUUAUAGGUGAUGGUCUUGAUUCCCUCGUCUGCGUCCGAACUGAUGUUGUGGUCCUCCAUCUUCGCAGCCAGAUCGUCAUCGUCGUCAUCCUCCAGCUCCUCGUCAUCAUCGUCGUCCUGGUUGUCUGGGUUCUCGUCGUCUCCAUCAGAAUGAACUCCUGAAUCCUCCAAGAACUCGGUGCCCGGCUUCUCCUCUAGGAUAGACGAGAUCGCUCUUGUGAGCUGCGGAGGCUCCUCAUCAGCCGCAUCAUAUUGGUCCUGGUCAACGUUCUUGAACUUCUCCAUUUCGGCAGUAUCCACGUUCAGCUUCAAAAUUUCCUUGAAUUCCACAUUGCAUUGGUUGCGUCUGGCCUGUGUGUCAUAAAUGGAUCUCGAAAGAUGGACGGCAAGCAGCUUGGGAGGAAGAAUGAUCGAGGUCUCCUUGUGUACCGUCGACUUCACGUUAGCAGACUUGAUACCCUCGUAACUCUGAACAAAUUCGUCUAGUUCAGGCUCCAAGUCGUCAUUUAUCAGGAGCUCGUCAUUGAGCUUCUUCUUAAGUUUGUUCAACGUAGGGCUGUUUUCCUUGGCAGUGCUAAGAAUAUAAUUUAUUUUGCACCGUGUGCAAGAGUAGUCAUCAAUGAUAUCACUCUCGCUGCCUCUCAGCAUACUCUCCAAAUCAAUAGACGACUCUUGAGGAACAGGGAGAGAGAGAAUCAUCAUCGGGUUGUAAUUGGUCGAGCUCUUCUUGCCGCAUCUCAUGCAACGUAGCUGUGAGGAAACCUCCCCCUUGAAGGGGAAUUCAGGAACAGUGGGGGCCGUCUUUCUUAGCUGAACAUGUUCUCUCUCCAAAGUCUCCAAAAUGAGCUGCAAAAGCUCGUGCGCGUCGUGCUGGCUGACAGAUAUCUUGCUGUUGUAAAUUUUCUCAAUAACAUGCAAAAAUUCCCAAACUGAUAACACACGGGGCCGAUACACGGUCUCUUGGAGUUUAGACAAAAGAUGAAUGAGCGCCUGGUGAAGUUGGAAUGACGGCAACUUAGCUCCUUGCUCAAUGAGAGAGUUCCUAAACUCGGUCAUCGCAUUCAGAUACUCAUUGAGCCCUGGAAGAGAAGCCAGAGCUUGCAAGCAAACGUUCGCAAAACAGUCGGUAGUCAUGUUGAUGAGCCCAGUAGUGAGCUUAUCUGGUCUUUUCGAAAACAUGUGGGACUGGUGGGAAGGG
Ogataea polymorpha is the source of this 7152-nucleotide messenger RNA. RefSeq lists its product as uncharacterized. The coding region runs from base 12 to 5504 and encodes 1830 amino acids. Gene Ontology annotation, cellular component: mitochondrion. The record is from RefSeq and is a predicted model, not a curated record. Gene Ontology annotation, molecular function: metal ion binding; methylcrotonoyl-CoA carboxylase activity; urea carboxylase activity. Lineage: Eukaryota; Fungi; Ascomycota; Pichiomycetes; Pichiales; Pichiaceae. The transcript has a single exon.